GAUUGCGUGUCUUCGUGCCUAUUCCAUCUGUAUUGACAGUUCAUUGCAUAUAACUCAAAUCAACUUAAUAUUCCUACUUUUUCUUAAAAAUAUGGACGUUAUGGAAUCUCCCAAAAAAUCAUUUGGAAACAAUGUACAAAAUAAUACCUCAAAAACAACCCAUUUUCAAGUACCCAGUAGUGUCUUAAUCGAUGAAAUAAACGAUGUCGGCAGUGAUUGUGUCGAUAAAAACGUUACUUUAAAGAAUGCAACGAAUUUUCAUCCAUUAAUGUCUCCGAUAUCACAAGACUUUCCAGAUUUGAUACCCAAACAAGCCAAAGUUAAUAUCUAUGAGGAGCAUUUUCAUCCAGAAGCUCACAGUUCUGUUAAUGAAUUGUAUGAACCUGGAGAAAGACAAAAUGAAGAUUUGUCUACAGACUUACCAGAAUUUCCAAGUAGUCCUUCAUUAUUAAGAAAAUCCAUAUUGGGUGAUGUAUCUGUUGAAAUUACUCCAAAUGAUGUUAUCAGUGAUACUGAAUAUGAGAAUGAUAAAUCUGUUUAUGAAGCUCAUCUUAGUUCGAAUUUGCAAAAUGUAUCUCUUAAAUUAAAUGAAAAAGAAGGUAAUUUAAAUUUCCUAGCUCACAAUAAAAGGAGCAACAAAUUGAGAAAGAUUAAAGUUGUGCAAACACAACUUAGUGAUGAUAGUGAUGUUUCUUCUGCUGAUACAAAUACUGAUAGUUUGAAGUCUGAAGAUGUUUUCAAUGGAGAAGUAGAAGAGUUUGCAAGAAAGUUGGAUGAUGGUAAUUCGGAUAUAGACGAUGAUUUAGAUGAAUCCCAUUCAGCAGAAGGCUCAGCCGCUACGAAAUCUCGCCGACGACUUACGGUGUUUACGAGUGAGCAAUUAUUAGAACUAGGAAGAGAAUUUCGUGCGAGAAAAUACCUUUCGCUUACAGAACGAAGCCAAAUAGCUUCUGCACUUCGACUGAGCGAAGUUCAAGUUAAAAUUUGGUUCCAGAAUCGAAGAGCGAAGUGGAAAAGAGUACAGGCUGGCCUUGGUAGUGAACCGCACCAAGGAGUUAAGAAUUCCCACCAGAAAAGUAAACUUGUAGUGCCCAUUCCAGUACACGUUAACAGAUUUGCAGUUAGAAGUCAGCAUCAGCAGUUAGAACGAGCUCUUGGUGAUUUGCCCGGUAGAGUAUUAGCUAGUCAUGCAGCGUUAAGAGCUGGUUUAGACUUACAUGGAUUCCAUACUCAAGCUCCGCCCCACUAGAUAUAAAACUAGACAUUUAUAGAAACUAGUGAUUCAGAUGUGAUGUAAAAGUACGGCUCAAAGAUCAUGUCGUGUUUCUUGUGAAUACUGAUAUGUUAGUACGACGAUUUAAUUUUAUAAAUGUUUUAUUUACAGGGUAUUUCUUUGUUAUAUUUUUAGCUUGAAUAGCAAUUAAACAUUUUGUUUAAAUUUUUUUAACAUUCAAAUAGGACACAAAGAUAAGAAACACCCUGUAUAAUAACCCUGAACUUUUAGAAUUCUCAAAAACACUGAAAACUUUUUUCAACAAUGUUAAACUUUUUCAUGUAUUAACCUUUACAUAAUAUGUAUUUACUACAAUUUUAUUUGGUAUUUUACACCUUUUCUACAACAGUAUUAGGGGGUUGAAAAAUAAACGAUUUCUUCACCACAACUACAAAACAAAAAUGUAAAUCUCACAUAGACACACUGCGAGGCAUAAAUUCGGGAUAGGUAUAGAAAAUUAUGCUCAAUUUCUUAGUACAUUUUUUCGUGAAGAGAUUAACCGAUUCCGCUAAUUUUAUUUUAUGUUUUACAUUUUCUUUAAUAUUUACACAGUUUUUUUUUUAUUUUAUUUUUUUUAUAUAAUUGGCUUUGGCAUGAACCAAUUAGCCAGACUUAUUUUUUAUUUAUGAUAUAUAAAGGGAGCAUUUUUUUGAUCCAAUAUAAAUAAAUUGAUUUUUCAAAUUCUCACACCCUAGGAUAAAUGUUUUGUGUUAGUAAAAUGUGUGUUUCUGUUUAGUGCAUUUUUUUAUAUGUAUAUUUUUUUUAAUUAUAUUUUUGUUUUUUUUAAUGCUUUAUUUAUGUAGUAUUUUGUUUAGUUUUAUUUCCUUUUUUUUCAUUGUUUUUUUUUGUUUUUUUUUAUUUGUUUAUCAUUAUUUUACUUUUUUUUUAACUUUUUUUUUAAAUUUUUUUUUAUGUUAAUUUUUUCGUGAACACACUUACAAUAAUAUUUUGUAUCGCAGAAUUGCUUACAAUGGUGUUAGUUUUUUACAAUUUCAUUUUGCAACGAAUUAAAUGAUUAUACAAACAUUGAUAUAAGUUAAUAUUAUUACUAAAAAUUAUACAAUUUAGACUGGUUGGCAAACAGAAUUUGAGAUUUACCAUUUCUUCGAAAAAUGAUUCUAUGCUCUUCUUAUUUCUUGAACAUUCUAGGAUUACAUGGUUCAUAUCACCAACUUCUCCGCAUGGACAAUAUGGGUUUUCAUCCAGUCCUAUUUUAUAUUUGUACAAAGGAGUCAUAGCAUGAUUAGAUCUUAUUCUGUUUAUUGUAACAAUGAAGUUUCGUUUGGUUAAUUCAUGAAACCAGCUUUUCAAUGGUAUGUUAUUUUGGUGGCCGACAUAGUUAAGCCCUGUGACUGAUGAAUUAUAUUCUUGCUGCCACAAUUGUUUUAAAUGUGAAGUAAACUUGGAGGUAAGAUCUGUAUAUGGAACAAUAUUGGUGGUUAGAUGGUAGCCUGUGUCAGUGGCUGAUUUGGCUAGUGUAUCCACUGCAUCAUUACCUUUUAUUCCUGAGUGCCCUUUAAUCCACACUACAGUUAUUGUUUUCCUUUGUUUUGUUGCUUCAAAGUUCAGUUUUAAUAUUUCUGCCUCUAUGUUAGUAAGGUUUUUCGAUGAUUUCAAGUUUGUUAUUCGGUCAACUGCACUUUUACUGUCAGUGAAUAUAACAUGAUUCUGUGUGUUUCUCGAAUGGACGUAUCUAAAUGCAUUUGCUAUGGCAAUUGUUUCGGCGGUAUAUAUGGAACACUCAUCUGGUAGCUUAAACUUGUAAUAUUGGGAAGAGUUUGCGUCAUAAAAGGCACAGCCUACUUUUCCAUUCAACUUGGAUCCGUCAGUAUAUAUGUAUUGGUGUUCAGGCCAUCUUCCAUUAAUGGUUUCUAGAAAGUUUUUUUUUGGGUCCAGGUAGUAUGUUUUUAUAUGUUUUGAAAAGAAAACAUGGGGAGGUUCGGUGUAGAUAGGUAUAGUUUUGUUGAUAGACAGGGAGUUACAGAUUUGUGCCAGUGUGGUAUAGCUGUUUACUAGGAGUGGAGUAGCUUUUGAGUGCCAAUAUGGAUGGGUGAGUACUAGGACAGUGAGGUCGUGAAUGUUACGAAGAUAGCUGGCUUCUUUGGAUAUGGCUUUAGCCAUAAAUUUAUGACUAAUUAGCUGCCUUCUGAAAGAUAGUGGAGGUUCUACAGAUUCGACUUCUAUAAUAUUUAUUGGGGUAGAUUUAAGAUAACCAAGACAUAUUCUCAAACUUGUGUUUUUCUGGGUCUCUAUUUUGUUUCGGUGAGUAUGUGCUGCUGUUCCAUAUAGGUGACUGCCAUAGUCUAAUAUACUUCUAACCAUUGUUUUAUAGAACAGUAAAGCGGUAUUUGGAUCUGCUCCCCAUUUGGUAUGGCAGAAUGCUCUCAAAAUAUUCAUAGCGUUCUCGGUUUUUUUAUUGCAUGGUGGAUGGUAUCUUUCCACAGUAAUUUUCUGUCUAAAUAGAGUCCAAGGUAUUUAACACAAUUUUUGAUUGGAAGAAGAUAUGGUCCCAGUUGUAACUGUACUUGAGUUAUGUCCCUUUUUUUAGUAAAAAUACACACUUCAGAUUUUUUUUCAGAAAGAAUUAAGUUGUUUGAAUCUAACCAGUGCUUAACUGACCAUAGGUUUGUGUUUAAAAUGUUCUGACAAUUUGAAAUAGUAGUACCGUUGGUGUAGAUAACUAUAUCAUCAGCAAACUGUAUCAUAUUCACGUUAUUCAAAUUUACUUCGAAGUCCAUUGUAUAUAGUAUAAAAAGUAGCGGGCUGAGUAUGCUGCCUUGAGGGAGUCCUAAAUUCGAUGUUCGGGAUCCUUGAAGAUUUUGGUUUAAUUUUAGUGAAAGUCGUCUAUCGGAGUAUAGUGAAAUUAAAAAUGAACAUAUUUCAUGAGGUAUUCCUAUUGAUGUCAGCUUAUGGUACAAAAUGUUUAAAUUUACGUUAUCAAAAGCCGAGGAAAGGUCAAUAAAAACUGCAGCUGUAUGUUUUUUUAUUGUAUAUCCUGUCAGUAUAUCUGUAACGAGAACAGUAAUAGCUUCGAGAGUGGACCUACAUUUCCGGAAACCAUAUUGUGAGUUUGGUAGGAUGUGUUCAAAUUCUAGCCAUUGUUCUAAUCGAUUCUUUAUUAUUCUUUCCAGAGUUUUAAGAAUACAAGAUGCCAGGGAUAUAGGUCUGUACGAACUUGAGAGGUCUAGCGGUUUGUCUUUCUUUUUAAUAGGUAAUAUUAUAUAGUUCUUCCAGCUAUCCGGAAUAGGACUUGCACCAGUCCAGAUACUAUUAUAGAUUUCUAACAGAGACUUUUUAUGUUUAAAUGGGAGGUGAAACAGCAUGGAGUAAGUUAUAUUGUCCUCGCCUGGUGAAGUAUUAUUAGAUAGUUUCAACGAUCUUUCUAAUUCCCACAUCUCAAAACGUUCAAGUAAGUACAAGUUGUUUCUGGGAACAGUUUUUAAAGAUAACUGAUUGUAUUCUAUGCAUUCUUUUGCCCAGUCUGGUGAGAUUGUGGCAUGGAAUUCUUCUAUCCAAUUCGCUUCCAGAUCAAUAGGUAACUUAUUCUGCUGCUUACGAUUCUUAAAACUAUUUACCUUUUUCCAUACUUCAGUGAUGGGAGUUGUCUGAUUUAGGCUCUCAACAUAUUUCCUCCACUGAAUUCUUUUUGUUUCUUUGAAUGUUUUUUUUGCGAUGGCAUCAACUCGUUUGAAUUCAAGUAAAUUUUGUAUGUUUGGGUUUUCUUUCCAUAAUCUGAAAGCUUCUUUUCUCCUAUGAGCAAUAUUGUUGCAGGUCUCAUUCCACCAUUGUUUUGGUUUGUGCUUCCAGUACUUAUUUCUUAUUAUUGUUCUUUUCGAGAUACAAAUGUUUGCAGCUGAGUUUAUCGUGUCUAUGAAAUUGUGCAAAGUUUUAUUCAAACUUCUUGUUUGUACUUAUACCGGGUGGAAGAAAAGAAAUGUAUUCCUUAUGUUAAGUUUGAGACAUCCUGUAGAGAGGACCAGGUACAAAAGUGAGUAUACAUCAGAAUCGUAUUGUAGUCUUAUGUUUUGUGAACAUUUUAUUUUUGAAUGUCAUUGAUAUCUUAAGAAAUAAAGAAAAUAGACGGUUUUGUAGUUUAACAUGUGAUUUAACCAAAACAAAAGUCUAAGAAAAAAAAAUACUAGAUUUGUUGUAAAAGGUAUAUUUUAAAAUACCCUAAAUAAGGGUCACUAUAAGACAAAACGUUUUCGGAUUAAUAAAUCAAUCAUCAGUGUUCUAAAAGCCAAAAAAUAGCAUGCCUGAGCCACCAAAAUGUGUUGGGUAAAAACCCUUUAAAUGUAAAUGACUAUGUUAUGUUACAUAUUUAUAUAAAAUUUAAAUGGUGUUCUAGAUAUGCCUGAAUGUUACCCAGGACAACACAGGACUCUUCCCACGUGGUUGGAUUUUUUUUUUGAGAAGAGUUUUUUCCAACCACGUGGCAAGAGUCCUGUGUUGCCCUGGGUAACAUCCAUUUUGGUGGCUCAGGCAUGCUAUUUUUUGGCUUUUAGAACACUGAUGAUGGAUUUUUUAAUCCGAAAACGUUUUGUCUUAUUGUAACCCUUAUUUAGGGUAUUUUAAAAUAUACAUUUUACAACAAAUCUAGUAUUUUUGUGAUUUAUGAAACCGGCAGUUUAAAAAUUCUCCAGAACAAUUACAUUACAAAAACUGGCAAUACCGGCCACAUUUCUAUAUCGGCCAAUAGUUCUUUCAUUAUUAGUGGCCGUUACUGACAGGUUUUACUGUACCUAGACAAAGGAAUAAUGAAGUACUUAAUUCCUGAAAUCUUUAAUCUGACAAUCGUCUUUAGACAGUCACAACUUUUUAAAUAAACAUUUUGCAAAGGAAAUAUUAUAAUUAUGUACCUGUUAUUAUAAUAAACCUUGUGAUUGGUAAUAGCUUUGGGACAUUCAAUCAAUGGUUAUAUGUAGUUGAUAAGAGGGAUGGCUUUGAUUACUUUAAUACUUGGUUUAAUAGUUAUUAAUGAUAUAAGUGUUAAAAGUACACGUUUAAGGCACGCAUGUGAAAGUUUGCAGAAUGAGCGAUAGCGAGUUCUGCAAUUCAUAUGAGUGCCUUAAAAAUCUACUUUUUAACACGCAUAUCAUACAAUAUUUUUUCUACAAACGUAAUUACAGGACAAUAUCUACAAAAAUUUUUACUUGAACUUGACUGACAUUCCAUUUUUAUAUUUUUUUGACAUUACAUCAAAAUUGCCUAUACGGUCAAUACGAACUGCAGUGCCUUAAAAUUUUUAAAGCACUAGUGCCUUAAAGUAGCAUUUUUAACGCUCGUUUGGAGUGCUAAGAAUUGCAUUUUUAACACGGUUGUAGAAAAAUACUUUUAUUAUAUUCUGAAACACGAAAUAUGAAAUUCCUUAAAAUGUUUAUCCUGAUACUGAUUCGUUAAAUUGAUAAACAUAGUUUCAUUUAUAACUGUAAUAACAGUUAGUUUCCAUGUUAACAACAAUAAACAGAAUAUGUAAUUCAAUUUUGACGUUACGAAUUGUCCGUUACGAAUUUGUAUAGUUACGAACUGUCGCCGUUAGGAAGUGUCGCCGUUACGAACAGUCGCUGUUACGAAUUGUCCGUUACCAACUGUCCGGUUACGAACUGUCGCGUUACGAGAUGUCAUGGAACCGUUUUAACUGACGACAUGCGAUACGUGAGGAGGCCAUGUCUUAUCAUACCACUAUAUAGAAUGAAAUUAUUUUCUAUAUAUAGCGAGAAAGGAACAGAGUGUUCAACGAAAAAAAAUCUGUGUAAUGUACCUCCCGAUAUUUUAAGAGACGCCACAUAGACUCCAAAUCCGUACUUACUCUCAAGGAAAUUCCACCCCAAAACAUUACAGAGCCUCCAUUAAAUAAUCUUGUCUCUCUACCUACGCUGUGCACACCGCUCACCUGGUCGACAAAUAACUCUUAUAGGUGUCGAUAAGAACUGUUUACGUUGUGUGCCUUUCUGUUUUUAAAGUUUUGUCAACUGUUAUUUUUUAUUGUUAAUUUAGUUUUGUUUCAGUUAAAACACAUGAAAGAGCCACCUAUUUCUUUGUUUCUAAAGAUCGGGGACAUUUAAAAAGCAAAAUGCUCACAAAACAUGAGACUAUAAUACAAUUCUGAUGCGUACCCACAUUUGUACCUCGUCCUCCCUACAGGGUGUCUCAAACUUAACAUAAGAAAAACAUUUCUUUUCCUCCACCCAGUAUAAGUACAAAAAAGAAGUUUGAGUAAACCUUUGCAACUUUGCACAACUGUAUAAAUACUAAAGAAAAAUCUAAAGUAUUUAAAAAAAUUGCGAAAUCCGUUAAUCUGUUCACGAAAAAAAUCAACUAUGAAAAUGAGCAUAAUAUUUUCUAUAUCCCUAACUUAUGCCUCGCAGUAUAUAUACUGAAGGAUCUUGUACAAUUAUUGUACAUAUACAGGGUGAGGCAGAUAACUGGCCUAUUAGAAAUAUCUCGAGAACUAAAGGCAACAGAAUCAUGAAAUUUGGAAUAUAGGGGUUUUGAAGGAUGAUCUAUUAAAUGAAAAUAUUUUCAUCUCUUUGCAACUUCCGGUUAUACCGGAAGUUGCUUAUAACUUGUUUUUUUUUAAAUGGGACACCCUGUAUAUUUUUACAUUUUUGGAUUCUCUUCGAUGUCUUAUUUCUUAAAAUAUGAGGUUUUGUAAUGUUAUGCAGGGUAUUUUAAAAGAUAAUUACGUUUUUUUUAUUAAUUUCGUAGCAAUAUUCACACCCUGUAGAAUUGUAGUAGUUUGACAACUAAAACUCUACUUACUUUCAAAUGAUUUUUAAUAUAGUCUACUAUUGUUAAGAAUCCUUAGCAUAGCUAUAAUUUUAAUUUUAGUAUACAGGGUUGGUCGAAACUCGGAAUGAGUAUUUUCUGAGUUUUCUUAAAUGGAACACCCUGUAUUUUAGUAUUGUAAUGAAAUUAUAUUUUAUGGUACUUUUUUAUUUCUUAAGAAUUCCCUAUACCUAACUGGUUUAAUUUGUGCUUAAUUGUUAAUCGCACCAACAAUCUUAACUAGGCAGGUAUUUUGAUAGCUAAACCAUUAUUGGUAAUUUUAAGAAUCAGUCUGGAUUAAUAUGUAUUUAUUUCUGAAAAAUUACUUAUAAUUAAAUAUUUUCACGGCCAACCUAAUAAAAUUUUACGUAUUUUUUGUUGCAAUUAAUAUUUAGCUUGAAUAACCAAUAACUCACAAAUUAAAGCAGUUAGGUAUAGGGAAUACUUAUAAAAUAAAAAAGUAGUAUGAAAUAUCAUUUCAUUACAAUACUAAAAUACAGGGUGUUCUAUUAAAGAAAACUCAGAAAAUAUUCAUUCCGAGUUUCGACCAACCCUGUAUACUAAAAUUUCAAAAUUAGCUAUACUAAUGAUUCUUAACAAUGAUAGACUAUGUUAAAAAUCACAUAAAAGGCAAGCAGAGUUUUUAGUGUCAAACUAUCACAAUUCUACAGGGUGUGAAUGUUGCUACGAAAUUAAUAAAAAAAACGUAAAUAUCUUUUAAAAUACCCUGUAUAAUAUCACAACAUCUCAUAUUUUUAGAAAGAAGAUAUUGAGGAGAAUCGAAAAAUGUAAAAAUAUACAGGGUGUCCCAUUAAAAAAAACGAAGUUAUAAGCAACUUCCGGUAUAACCGGAAGUUGAAAAGAGAUAAAAAUAUUUUCAUUUAAUAGAUCAUCCUUCAAAACCGAUUCAAUCCAAUUUUCAUGAUUCUGUUGCCUUUAGUUCUCGAGAUAUUUCUAAUAGGCCAGUUAUCUGCCUCACCCUAUAUAUCUACUAAAAUCUAACAAAGAAGUAAGGAAAAUAGUUAAGAGAAACUUAUCAUUCAGCAGACGAUCUUUUACUUAGUAAUUGUAUGUAUUGUUCUCGAGUAAAAAUCGAUUUAUGGGACAAUGUUCAAGGAGAAAAGAAGAAUAAAUUAUGACUGUCAAUGUCCGUGAGCCGAAAUCGCUUUAUAUUAUAUAGUAUUGUAUUGAAUUUCAUUAAUUACAUAAAAAGGAUAAUAAUUAUUUAUGUAUCUUAUCUAGGAUUAAGGUUACAUUAUCGUCCCGUCUUCAUUGACCUGCCCCUUGGUCUCUUAAUUUGUCUUCUUGCUUUCCAUACUUGUUUAACUGGUCUUUGUUGAUUCAUUAUAACCAUGUGUCCAUACCAUCUCAGUUUGGCCUCUUCAAUUUUAUUAAUAAUUGGUUGGGGAGCGUUUAAGUAUUAUGUAACGCGAUUUUUGAAGAUUUUUAACCCCCCUCCUACGUAACGCACUCUUAUGGGAGUUUAACUAUUGCGUAACGCAAUUUUUGAAGAUUUUUGACCCCCCCCCCACCUGGAUUUUGUAAAAUAAGGCAAAAUUUGGAUAUGUGAGAGAAAAUCUCACGCGCGACCACUCGCGUAAUAAUCUACCUAACGACCAAUGCCCGGUUAAGCCAUAAAAUGAUAAGUAUAACCUAAUUAAUAAAAGACAAUGUUGUAAAAGUUGACUUAGUUACAUAACAUCUUAAGGUAAUGUAACUGUCUCAUUUCUAAUCCUGUCUAACCUGGUUAUGCCCAUUAUUCUUCUAAGAAACUUCAUUUCUAUGCUCUGUAUUUUCGUUCUUAAUUUAUCAGUAAGCUUUCACCUUUUACUAUCAAAAGUUGACAUCGGCACAAACAUCGUCUUGUAGAUGGUGAAUUUGGCUUUGCGGGAUAUGCCUUUUUUGGACAAAAACGUACUUUUGAUUGGUGGUACAUACAAGCAGCAUUUUAUAUUCUCAAACUAUUUUAGCUUCUUCAGUUCCUCUGUUCUCUAUUUGUACUCCUAAGUAUUUUUAAGUUUCGACUUCGGUUAAUUUUUAUCUUCGGUUGUUUUCUAUUUUUUCCACAUACCAUUACUUUCGUCUUCUCAUUAUUGAUCCUCAAAUUUCGUUUAAUUAGUGCAGCGUUCCAUACUCGUAAAUUUCGAUUGAGUGCUUCUUCAUUUUUCCCAAAUAUCACUAGAUCGUCUGCGUAUGCACUAUGCACACUCUGAGAUCCACACUGCUUCUAGAUUUCUAUGUCCGGCAUAUAAUUUCAGUGUUUCUGCUCUGGUUUCUUUAAUUAUGUUAUCCAAUACGAUGUUAAAUAGUAUGGGGUCUAGGACUCCCCCUUGACGCAAACCCUUGUUUACUAUGAACUCUUCCGAUUCCGUAUUAUCGGUUCAAACCCUGUUCCUUCUAUGUCUGUAUAAUCAAAGUCUUACUUGAGUUAUUUUUCAAAGUCUUGUAUACUUGUAUAAUCAAAGUCUUAUUUGAGUUACACCUAUUUUUUAAACGUAUGUCUCUCACCUUCCUUGGAGUAUUAUCAGAUGCCUUUUCUAAGUCAAUAAUGGCUUGGUAUAACUCAGUGCUUGAGUUCCGUACGUUCUGUAUUAGUUUCUUGAUAGUAAAAAUGUGGUCUUGGAUGUUUUGCCUUUUCUAAAUCCACUCUGUGAUUGUUCCACUUAGAAUCAACUUCUUGUAAAAUACGUUUAUCUAAUAUUCUCUCACUCCAUGAAUUAUUACAAACUUUUGUUAUCAAUUUGUAAGUUGCUCUCACUCCGUGCCUUAUUACAAAACUUUUGUUAUCAAUUCAAUGUCCUUGUCGUUCAUGUUUUUUAGCAUUUUCGGUGCGAUUUUAUCAAAUCCAGCCUCCGUACCUUUCCUUAAGUUUUUUAAUCAUUUCUUUUAUUUCUGCUAUACCUAUUUCGAAUGGGUUUUGGUCUUCUUACUCUAGCUCGUGUGCGGUUCUUCUGGGUUGCUGUCUACAACUUUUUGGAUGCUCUGUAGAUACGGGAAAUAUUGCUUCCAUCUAUCUAGGAUGUGAUCAUUGAUCAUUGUCAUGCAAUUGGCGUUCUUCUUUGUCUCUCAUUUGUUUUGGUGUUUGUGAAGACUUUUCUGUUCUUAUAUUCUUCAGGGUUUUGAAGAAAAACAAAAACAAAAAUAAAGAAUUAAUAUAUGUAAAAUAACUGUUCUGUAAGAAAUCCAUCGUCCUCCCAAAAUAUGUUCGUUUUCCAUCCAAUACUAAAAUACCUGUUCAUAGUUCAUAGUUUUCAAAUUGUACAGUAGGUAUUAAUUUUUCAUCAAAUAUAAUAUUUGUAUAUAAAUAUAAAAUUAUUUUUUAUCGUCGUGUUUUUGGGAAUUGAACAAUUUUGUAAAUUUUUUGACAUAUUGAUUUUUUUCAAUAUCAUUGGGUAGAAGAAUAGAUUUUUGAAAUAAUAAUAUGACUAUUAUAUAGGGUGUUCCAAAAGUAGUGGAACGGUCGAAUAUUUCGCGAACUAAACAUCGGAUCAAAAAACUGAGAAAUACGUGUUCAAUUAUUUUUAAAAAUCUAUCCAAUGACACCAAACACCAACCCCCACUACACCCCCUGGAGGUGGGGUGGGGGGUAACUUUAAAAUCUCAAAUGGAAACCCCAAGUUUUCCUUGCAGAUUUGGAUUCGUUACGUAAAAGUAAGCAACUUUUAUUAAAGACAUUUUUUCGAACUGUGGAUAGAUGGCGCUAUAAUUGGAAAAAACGAUUUAUCCUGAUACCAUAGGUAAAUUAUAGAAACGGUCUAAUAUCUCGAGAAAUACACUUCCAAAUGAGAAACCAAAAAUCAAGUUUUUAAUAUUUUUCGAAAACCUAUCGAUAAACACCAAACAUCAUCCUCUAACCCACCCUCUGGAGAUGGGGUGGGGGGUAAAUUUAAAAUCUUAAAUAGCAGCCCCCACUUUUUAUUGCAGAUUCGAAUUCGUCAUGAAAAAUUAAACCACAUUUAUUCGAAACAUUUUUUAAAAUUGCUGAUAGAUGGCGCUAAUAAAUCGUAUUUUUUCAAUUAAAGCGCCAUCUAUCAACAAUUCUAAAAAAUGUUUCGAAUAAAUGUUGCUUAAUUUUUCAUGACGAAUCCGAAUCUGUAAUAAAAAGUGGGGGUUGCUAUUUAAGAUUUUAAAGUUACCCCCACCCCCUGGAGGUGGGGAUGGAGGGUCAUGUUUAGUGUUAUUCGAUAGGUUUUCGAAAAGUAUUAAAAACCUUUUUUUUGGUUUCUCAUUUGGAAGUGUAUUUCUCAAGAUAUUAGACCGUUUCUAUAAUUUACCUAUGGUAUCAGGAUAAAUCGUUUUUCCCAAUUAUAACGCCAUCUAUCCACAGUUCGAAAAAAUGUCUUGAAUAAAAGUUGCUUACUUUUACGUAACGAAUCCAAAUCUGCAAGAAAAACUAGGGGUUUCCAUUUGAGAUUUUAAAGUUACCCUCCACCCCACCUCCAGGGGGUGUAGUGAGGGUUGGGGUUUGGUGUCAUUGGGUAGAUUUUUGAAAAUGAUUGAACACUUAUUUUUCAGUUUUUCGAUCCGAUGUUUAGUUCGCGAAAUAUUCGACCGUUCCGCUACUUUUGGGACACCCUGUAUGAUUUUAUCAACAAAGGUGCAAUAACUUAAUUAUAAUUGUAUGAUUAUAUAUCAAAUAGAGGAGAUAAGCAAUUCAAUUCAUAAAAUUAUAUAGAUAGGGCCGCUUUAAGUCUUACAUACGUUGCAGCAUAAUUUGCGAUUCUUAUCCAGUGGCGUAACAAACUCCGCCGGGGCCACCCGCAGUAUUGGAAAUGGGGCCCCCUUUAAAAAGUGCUAAAUGCGACUUGUGUAACGAAACUUAUAUGUGUUAUAGCCCAGUAAAUGAACGUGAAAUACGGCGAUACCGUGUAAUUUUUAGUGUCACCACCGUGACAAGUGGUCAAGUCAAUACAUUUCGAGGAGUUAUUUGCGAGUGAAAAAAUGUUUAUUAUUUAACAAAAAAAAAACACGUUUGCAGGCAGUUUUUUCGCAAAUAGCUCAAAAAGUAAAUAUUUAAUCGAAAAAAAAAUUCUUAACAAAAAUGUAGCAAAAAAAAAAGACAAAAAACAAAGUGUAGCUCAUAUAAAAUUGUUCUUAUGUGUCAAAUAUCAAAUCGAAUAUUUCAACCUGAAAUAAUCAAAAUAUGAAGCACUUUUCAGGGAAAACCCAUUAAAACUUUUUUAAAGCGUUUAAAAAAAGCUUUAUUUUUAUUUUUAUUUUUUAUAAGAGUUUCUACCAUCAAAACUAAGCGCUCAAAAUAAAGUUAACCCCUUUUUUUAUAAAAAAAUCUUGAAAAUCUCCCCCUAUUUAACACCCCAAAUGAAACUAAUCAUUACUGCUGUACAAAUUUACUUUAACUGCUUUACUUAAUUUUUUUGUAUAUAACCUGUAAGUUUUUCCUGUUCAAAGUGCUUAUUUUUGAAAGGGUUCUAGUUGAAAGGGCUUGAACGAGUCUUACACGAGUUGAGUCAAAUUUUUUGUCUUACAGAAAAACAAAAUUAAACCAAAAUAUUUAUAAAAGCAAAACCUACAUUUCUUUACUGUUUAAAAUUUUGCGCAUCACUAAUACUUUUUAAGUUAUUUUGAAAAAAGGGCAUUUUUCAUGGGGCAUGGUAUAAAACCAAAUUUUUUCAAAAAUAAGAACUUUGAACCGGUCAAACAUACAGGUCAUAUAAACAAAACAUAAUAUAAAGUAAAUGGUAAAGCGCCAACAUAAUUUUAUUUGGGGUGCUAAAAAUAGGGGGAGAUUUUCAUGAUUUUUUUUACCAAAAAUAGGGGGUUGACUUUAUUUUUAAAACAUAAAAAUAAAGUUCUUUUCACCAUUUAAGAAAAGCUUUAAUGAGUUAUCCCCGAAAAUUUCUUCAUUUUUUGGUUAUUUUACGUUGAAAUAUUCGAUUUGGAAUUGGACGAAUAAGAACAAUUUUUCAUGAGCUACAACUUUGCUUUUACUGUGUCGAUAGGCAUCAUGAAUACACCAUUUUUUUUAUAAGUUACAUUUUUGCUAAAAAUAUAAUUUUUUGAUAAUAUCUCAUACGAUAAAAUACUUAUUUUUUGAGUAAUUUGCGAAGAACCACCUGAAAACGUGUUUUUUUUUCGUUGAAAAAUAAGCAAUUUCACUCUCAAAUAUAUUUGACUUAAAUAAAGAAAUUCUAUAGAACAAAAAUUGCUUAUAAUUAGUCAAUUUAUCCAUUUCCGGACUUAUUUUAAACGUAUGUUUUUCACUCCCGAGAAGGAAUGUCUCUCACCCUCCAAGUAAAAGCAACCAACGGCACAAGUCCAACUUUAAGUGGAGGGUACGUAGAACCUAAAUUUAAAUUGUCAAGGAAAUUCGUCGUGACGCUGAUAAUUACACUCCAAAACGGUCAUUUACUGGGCUAUUAGUAUAUUCAUGCACGGUUUAUGAUAAUUUACCUUUUUCAUCUUUAUUGGUAUAGAAUAAAUUAGAACAAAAGUUAAUAAAUGAUUACAUUAUUACAUGCAUAGUAUUAUUCUAUGAUAUGAACAACUUUCUUCGUGAAUUACUAUCAGCGAAUAUAUUAUCUACAAUUUUAUUAAUACCUACAUAUCUAUCUGAUGGACAACUUCAUUUUCAAUACUACACUGCUUAGAAAACGUUGCGUAUGUAUGGUAAAAUAAUAUAACAAUAACAUAUUUUUACAUAAUAUAUUAGACAAAUGGGGCCCCUGACAUAUUGGGGCCCCCCGCAAGCUUCAUGCUGCGGAGGCCUCUGUUACGCAUCUGUUCUUAUCAAUGCAUUCCACGUGGCAAUCCUUUGUGACAAGCUGAAAAUUGACCUAAGACUAAAUGGUGCAACGCGUAUGUUUUGUAAGCUGAGCUUAAAGCACGUCUUAAGCUUAAGAUCUGUUGGUGCAACCAGACAUAAAUUACCUUCUAAAGUUUUUCUGUUAUUGAACAUUUUUCACGGUAGCUUUUUCUACUCAAACUUAAACUAAAUAUACAAUUGUUUCAUCGGUUUGUUUAUUUUCAAUAAAAGCCUUUAUUCUUCGCAACAAUAAAAAGCUUUUUCAAAAGAAUUAAAUAUUAUUUGAAAUACAUGGUGACUCCAUAUAAGUUGGAUUGCGUAUACUUAUUCAUAACUAGAAUUUAAUCACUAAAGGUUGAAAUGUGAAUAUGAAAAGUUCAUUUUGUAGGGCAAUCCGACAAUCUGAAAAUUUAUUUUUUUAAUUUUGAUAUUGUUAAUCUCCUCUAACAUAAAUAAAACCAAAUAUUGAACCAGUGUUAACUAUAAGAUGUACAUAUUUGUAAUAUAUAUGUUGAAUAUGAAAAAUC
Molecule: messenger RNA, 15331 nt
Organism: Diabrotica virgifera virgifera (western corn rootworm)
Lineage: Eukaryota; Metazoa; Arthropoda; Insecta; Coleoptera; Chrysomelidae
Product: short stature homeobox protein-like
Exons: 5
Coding region: 92-1249 (385 amino acids)
Biological process (GO): regulation of nervous system development; regulation of transcription by RNA polymerase II
Cellular component (GO): nucleus
Molecular function (GO): DNA-binding transcription factor activity, RNA polymerase II-specific; RNA polymerase II transcription regulatory region sequence-specific DNA binding
Source: RefSeq, a predicted model, not a curated record